AUGGGGAGGGCGUGGACAUGGCUGGUUCCUCCCCUCCUCGCUGUGGCUCUACAUUUAGUGUGCUACACACCUGUGUUGUCCCAAAACUUCCCGGACGAAUUUUGUCGUGCUGUGCAGCUCAACUCUUCUAAUCAGGUCGUCGUCAUAAGUGAUGGAAGUCUCACUCUUUGCCUCAAUGUGACUGCUCCGCCAGGGACGGCCAUCAGAGCAACUCUUCAUAGGUCUGUGGCUAUUGUUUUCGACUACAGUGUCUGUGCCUUCUCCUUUGAUGGGUUUGAGUUUUUCUCCACUAGGUGUCGGGAAAAGAUUGAGGUGUUCUCCCCUAGAGAGUUACUAACAAUGGUGCCUCCUUACAACCCGGGAAGCCGACCUAGGUUCAGCUUUGAAGCCGUCUCAAAUGAACAGGUAUGCGGCAAUGGCGACCAUCUCUGUACUUUCAACAACGGAUCGUUUUGCAUCGGCGAAAAUACAACUUGCCUCUGUUUAACAGAUGGAUAUUGCUAUGACUAUGAAGAAGUAUGUCCUUACAUAGUUUUGGACUCAAAUCAAGCCGUCAGUAUUUCUGAGGAAGUUGGACUGUAUUCAGAAUGGAGUGGAGACGUUACCAAGGGAACCAGUUGCUGGGCUGUUCCGGUGCUAUAUGACAUUGUCAUUAACGUCACUUUUCAAUCCUCUGUUGACCAAUUUUUUACAAGAAUUACUCACAAGACAUUUGAAGGAGUUUUGAUUAAACAUUACGACAGCUUCGUAGUUCCAAGAACGGCCUCUUUCGUCAACGGCUUUGGGUUAAUCAUCCUCAGCGCAGCCCUUUACAAUGAAAGCUCCAAUUCAACAUUCUCUUUCAAUCUACAGAAAAAUCGAUUCAACAUCGACUAUUUUGGCGGCUACCAAGAAGGUAGAGUUACCUGUCGACCUGAUGAAUUCAAGUGCGGUACCGGUGGGGUUAUAUGUUACGAUUCUACCAUUGUAUGCGAUGGGCGUCAAGACUGCGACUUAUCAUGGCGACAUGAUGAACGGGACUGUGAUUACUGUGAAAACGAUGACCAAAUCAUUCUUCCGAGAAACUCGUCAUACGACAUCAAGUAUCCAGCCGGUCAGCUGAGAGGAGAUCCAACUAUCCUAACAUCCACAAGAGCCAGCUGCUCCUGGACAGUGCAAGCCAGUAGCGACCAAGUUAUCCGGAUUCGCUUCCUGGUUCCAACGACACACUCUCUCCUUAAAUGGUUUCAAUUGAAUUUCUUCGUGGGGUCACCGUGGCAGCCAGUUGCAGCCUUUUGGAAGUUUGACAAGUCGAGUAUGGUGAUUCACAGCUCCGAGGUCCGAAUCACGUUCUCAAAGAUUAUUUUCGAAUAUCCUUCUCGACUGUACCUGCGGAUUGAAUCUGAAUAUCCAGCGUCUUGUAAGAAUGAAACGGAAUUCAGCUGUGUGCCCGAUAAUGUCUGCAUCCCGAUCAGCAAGAGAUGCGAUGGAUUCCCAGAUUGUGACAGCAAAGCAGAUGAAAUAGGAUGUGGGACAUGUUAUUCACACCAAUUUCGGUGUUUGACGUCUGAUGGACAUUCAACGUGCGUGUUCAGUAGCUAUAUAUGUGACCAGCAGCCACAUUGUCAAAAUAUGUACGAUGAACUGAAUUGUGCUACAUGUGGUCCACCUGUCGAUGUAUCUGACGGUGGUAUCUACCAGCUGACCUCACCACACUCAUCAGAUUCUCAGCCAAUAACAUGUGUGUGGCUGGUCUAUGCUUCUCCUGGCCACCUCAUCAACAUCCGCGUCACCGACACAUCACUCAUCAUUUCAGGGAACAUCCGUGUAGGCUCUGGCCACGACCCAAGUAACGAGAGCUCGACAAUCAUUAACAAAUCAACGGGCACGAUUCCCGAGGGUUUUACGGUUCAUUUAGGAAGGGCUUGGAUAUCGUGCGUUGUAUCAAAUAAUAACUUCUCUUUCGAAAUCACACAGUUGAGUGAAGUAGUACAAUGCAACACCACAACCGAAUUCGCCUGUUCGUCUGGAGUGCAGUGCGUAGCUGCCGACCUACGCUGUGAUUCUUUACGCCACUGCGAUGAUUAUUCUGACGAGUUGGGAUGCUUAACAUGCAGCAAAGACCAGUAUUUGUGUGGUCAUCAGGGCGAAUGUGUGGAUAGUCAGCAGAUCUGUGACAUUUCCAAUGAUUGUGGCAACUUUGAAGAUGAAUGGGAGUGCUAUUCUACAUGUGGCCCAAGUCUAGUAAAUGUCAACAUCUCCGCCGUCCUAUCUGUGCCCUCAAUCCAACAUAGCAUAUACGUGUGCGUUUGGCAGAUUACCAGUGACCUCAACACUUACCUCACUAUGGAGGUUGUUACCAUGGAAAUAGGACCUGAAAGCUACAUAAGCUUUGGUAACGGGCACGAAAUAUCUUCCAUGCUCGCCAAAGAAACAGACAUGCAAGUUGCUGGAACCCUUUAUCUCUUCUAUGGUAAUCAGAUGUGGAUGGUGGCACAUAUCUUUAGCGAUGCAUUCGAUUUUGAGGCUACGCUAAAUGCCGGAACGAUCAGAGGUUCUUGUGACGCCCAGAGUCUUCAGAGCGGUUCCAAGUGCGUGCCUGGCAGUUCACGAUGUAACGGUAGAGCAGAUCUACCAGACUACUCGGAUGAAGUGGAUUGCGGUGUUUGUGGAACGACCAAUUUGAAUCUGUCAACUCACAAAGAAGUGGUAACAGUGGAAGUUGCCUACGGGCAUGACGGAUAUAAACAGCAGCUUGUAACAGUCUCCGUACGCGACCACCAAAAUAUCCCCCUGGUUAUCGCUAACACUACAUCCAACAUCAGUGAGUGCGUGUGGAAGGUCUCCUCGUCAAGGGGAACUCGCAUAGAGAUAACUGUUGCCAGGUUUGUCGGUACUAAUCUACGCAUCGGUAACGGCCACGACCCUAGUGAGGGCGCACCCAUUUGGUCCCAUUCUGAGACUUUGUUGUCUCGCAAGACACUGUUUUCUUCGGGUUCAGCUGUAUGGAUAACAACUGUUGUGUACAGUUACCAUUGGGAACCUUACCAGCUACAGUUUACCCUCCGUAACUUCACAAGUAUUGAUUGUGACGAGGGGCAGUUCGCAUGUACUUCAGAAACUAUGUGCCUGAACCAGUCUUCGGUCUGCAACGGGAUUCACGAGUGUCCAACUUACGCAGAUGAACUCUCUUGCACGAGUUGCCAGGAAGAAUUCCUUUGCUCAACAGGAGAGUGCAUAGCGAUCGAUAACGUGUGCAAUCGGUACUCUGACUGUCCGAAGCGGAAUGAUGAAUUCAACUGUGGUUUCUGCGGGGAAACAAAUAUAGCAUUGAAUGCUUCCGUUAGCCGAUUUUUCACGGCAGCGUUUGACGUAAAUCGUGAAAAUGACUGUGUGUGGACUGUCACCGCUGAACCGUCCACACGAAUUCUGAUCACCGUCACAACCCACCGAUAUUUAUCGACCACCUUUUGCGAUGGGAAUUAUGGAGACUUUGUUAGAGACAGCAACCGAAGUGGAUGUACAGAACUUGCCACCUUGCAAGGAUCCACUGCGGUAUUCCGUAGACAAGCUUCUUCGAGUGGCCCCGCGCUAUGGAUAGAGGACACUGUCCAUAGUUAUUAUGAUAACCGGGAUCUUACGCUUACGCUUAGCCAGUUCGUGGAUAUUGUGUGCCAAAAUGGAGAGUACAUGUGUCCCUCUGGGAGAACUUGUAUCGACCAAUCCGCUGUCUGCGAUGGCUGGCCAGACUGCCCUGAGUACGAGGACGAAUUUGGAUGUAGAGGUUGUUCCAAAGAGGAGUUUGCGUGUAGAACAGGCAGCGAAUGCUACGAAAAACAGCAUAUCUGUGAUGGAAGCCUUAACUGCAAUGACUUUUCUGAUGAGUUCCAUUGCGGUCCGUGCAGUGACAGGCAUGUCAACAUGACGCUAGGCUACGCCAAUCUUACCUCACCCGGUUGGCCAUGGAAUUACCCAACUAAUAUAAGAUGCUACUGGUUUGUGCUGGCUCCCGAGGAUCACAGAAUUCUGGUCAUAUUUCUUGAAUUCGAGACCGAAAAUCGUUUCGAUUACCUGAAGUGGUCCAGUGGGCGUACGUUAACGGACGGCCUCAAAAUAAGCGGAUCGAAUUCUCCCAGUAGAAUAGCGUCAAGAGGCACAGAAUUAUCCUUGCAUUUCUUUUCGGACUGGUCGAUCGAAGAGAAAGGAUUUUUACUUCAACUUGAACAAAGGCCUACAGACGAAAUCUCAUGCGAGGUUGGAGAGGUAAUGUGCCAGUAUACGGAGUUCAUAUGUGUGCCACCAAACACCGAAGUUUUGCAAUGCCCACAAAAUAAUUGCGGCGAGGAUACCGUGCUUGUGGAUUUUCUACCAGUGAAUUUCUCAUCGCCAAACUACCCGGCCAAUUACCCUGCUGCACUUGACUGCACGUGGACCAUCACUACUUCGUGGUUUCUCGUGAUUUUUGUCCAAAUCGAAGAUUUUUAUACCGAAGCUCUAUACGAUGUCGUGCAAUUUCAAGGUCCCACAUUUUACGGAGACUUGACUUCAGAUUUCAAGAUGGACGGCACAACAAAAGUUCGCAGUAUGGUCUUCAAUUCGUCGUCAAUGUUUAUUAAAUUUACAUCAGAUACUGCUAGGGAAAGGAGGGGAUUUCGAGUGUCGAUUGAAACCGUACCAAUUUUUAGCCCUCAUUUUACUUGGUGCGAUGUAGAUGAAUCGUCAGGUGAAGACUGUGAAACCAUGCUCAUAGAGGAAAUCCCGGUGUCGUGUGAUAUGCACAACAAUAGUCUUUUCGACUGUAAAGACGGGUCGUGCGUGAUUCCUGAAGCCAGAUGCGAUGGGUUUACAGACUGUAACAGCGGACUUGAUGAACAGAAUUGUGAAAAUAUACACUGCCCCGAGUUUUACGCGUGCAAUGUAUCCAGUAAGUGUAUCUACUGGCAGGAAGUAUGCGACGGCACGGCCGACUGUGGCUCUGGUGACGACGAGAUUGAUUGCGUUAACAAGCGCUGCCCUAACGGCUGUAAGUGCAGCUAUGACGUCGACGAUUUCCAUGUUCGGUGUCAACAAGGUUGGAGUCAAAACACCCUCGCCAACACUGCAAAAAGGACAGGGGCUCUGGAACUUUCUCAUGGUGACAUCCGUACCCUUGAGUUGGGUGCUUUCAAAGGGCUGCACUAUCUCCAGGCGCUGUACCUGACAGAUAACAACAUACAACAGAUAGACCAAGGUGCAUUUGCUGGGCUGAAUAUUACAUACCUGGAUAUUUCUAACAACAAUAUAACAAGGAUUGAUUCGCCCAUCUUUUACGAAUUGGAGCAACUCGAAACAUUGAUGAUGGUAAAUGUUCCCAUCAGGUCUAUUUCUGCGGUUGCUUUUCUGGGACUAUCAAGUCUUAAAACACUUGUGAUCAUAGCCAAACUACGAGGCGACAUGUUUAUCGAGGUGGAAAAGGGAGCGUUUCAAGAGUUAAAGUCGCUGCAAACUGUGUAUGUUGACGACUACCGUUUAUGCUGUGAUUUUGUAGAGUUAGAACAUUUCUCGGUCGAAACAGACUGCCGUACUACCGAGUUGCAACCACCACUAAACCUGUGUGGAAGUCUUUUGCAGAACCACGUGUUGCGCGUGGCUUUGUGGGUAUUGGGGUUGAGCGCCCUCUUGGGUAAUGUAGUGGUUAUCAUUUGGAGGAUAAAAGGCGCAGGUGGUAGAGGAGGUAAGAAGACGCAUUCAUUUAUGGUGUUGAAUCUGGCUAUUUCGGAUUUCAUGAUGGGUGUGUACAUGCUAAUGAUAGCAGGUGCUGAUCUUUCUUAUGGCGAGGCAUACUUCCGUACUGCUAGCGUGUGGCGGUCCACUGUGGUUUGUAAGAUAGCCGGAGUGAUAUCGGUCUUGUCCAGUGAAGCAUCAGUGUUUUUCGUGACACUCAUCAGCAUCGAUUGCUUCCUGUGCAUUGCGUUUCCAUUCAGUCGUGGUAUCCACCUCCAGGAUAGAUCGACUAAAAUUGUGGUAGGUUUACUAUGGUUUGUGGCUGUUUGCUUAAGCGUUGUUCCUACAGUCUCUGUUGGACCAGAUUCUGAUCUGUAUGGACUCUCUGAUGUCUGCAUAGGACUGCCUUUCACCACCAAAGCGGCCGGGGCUGACACCAUCCAAGCUGAAUUGAACACCAACAAUCCCCUAGGAAGCCAACAACUUACUCUUAAUGUUGGUACUGACAAGAAACCCGCCUGGAUCCUGUCUGUGGUUCUGUUUCUUGGUGUCAAUCUGGUUUGCUUCUUGGUCGUCUUUUGUUGCUACGUGGCCAUAUUUGUCAGUGUUAAAAGGUCGAGUAAGCUGGUAAGAAAGAGCGCUCACCGAAACCGCGAAAUCAAAAUGGCCGUCAAGAUGGCGGUGAUCGUUGGUACGGAUUUCGCUUGCUGGAUGCCGGUGAUCAUCAUGGGAAUUCUCUCUCAGACUAACACGAUUGACAUAGGAGCAGAUAUGUAUGGGUGGAUUGUUGUAUUUAUCCUACCAAUCAACUCCUCACUUAAUCCGUACCUGUACACGAUUUACUCGGCUUGCACGCCUCGAGCCACUAGCAAUAGUAACUCUAUAGACAAACCUGACAAAAAGAAUCGGAACACACGCUCGGUCGAAACAUUGGAUGUCUCAAUGUCUGAACUCAAAUAAAAAUAUGCAGACGCAAUGUGACAUGUUCAGAAUUUUGACGUAAAUGACAUUUUAAUGUUCAAAGUCUCAUGUAGUAUCGUUGUAAUCGUAAAGAGUACAUACUUAGACUGAAAAUCAUGAUGUUUGGAAUAAGUUUUUUGUCAAAAAAAAUCGUACUAAAAUCACACAACAUAGCAAUUUAAUUAAACAUACAUACAGUUAGUGGCAAUGUUUAGGAUGUACAUGUACAGUCUACAUAUAUUUCUGACAU
Molecule: messenger RNA, 6892 nt
Organism: Patiria miniata (bat star)
Lineage: Eukaryota; Metazoa; Echinodermata; Asteroidea; Valvatida; Asterinidae
Exons: 34
Coding region: 1-6642 (2213 amino acids)
Biological process (GO): G protein-coupled receptor signaling pathway
Cellular component (GO): membrane
Molecular function (GO): G protein-coupled receptor activity; protein binding
Source: RefSeq, a predicted model, not a curated record